Molecule: messenger RNA, 2020 nt
Organism: Oryzias melastigma (Indian medaka)
Lineage: Eukaryota; Metazoa; Chordata; Actinopteri; Beloniformes; Adrianichthyidae
Gene: ccnk
Product: cyclin K
Biological process (GO): regulation of transcription by RNA polymerase II; positive regulation of DNA-templated transcription, elongation
Cellular component (GO): cyclin/CDK positive transcription elongation factor complex; nucleus
Molecular function (GO): cyclin-dependent protein serine/threonine kinase activator activity
Source: RefSeq, a predicted model, not a curated record
GUGUUCGUGACGUCAUUACGCUCUUGACGUUCUUCAAAAUGGCGUUUCUGUUGUGCCAGUCGGUGCUCUGUUCGAUGCUGUCGCCAACUUUUCGUAAAUAAGUGAAGUUUAUUGCCACAUUUGUCCAUUCUGUUUUUUUCUACCGUCGCCUACAUGAUAAAGCAGUCCAGCACAGCAGGUCCAUCCACCACCUCCCCUCAGUCAAUGAAAGAGUCCAAGGACUUCUCGGGUGGCCAGUCCUUUCUGGACCACAUCAAGCCAUGCUGGUACUGGGACAAGAAGGAUUUAGCCCACACCCCCUCCCAGUCCGAAGGUCUGGACCCUGGGACCGAAGCCCGGUACCGGAGAGAAGGAGCCCGCUUUAUUUUUGACGUGGGGACUCGACUCGGCCUACAUUAUGACACUCUUGCAACCGGCAUCAUCUAUUUCCAUCGCUUCUACAUGUUUCACUCCUUCAAGCAGUUUCCCAGAUACGUGACGGGCGCUUGUUGUCUCUUCUUGGCCGGUAAAGUGGAGGAAACGCCCAAAAAAUGCAAAGAUAUCAUCAAAACAGCUCGCAGUUUACUCAACGACGUCCAGUUUGCCCAGUUUGGAGAUGAUCCGAAGGAGGAGGUGAUGGUGCUGGAGAGGAUUUUGCUGCAGACCAUUAAGUUCGACUUGCAGGUGGAGCACCCCUACAUGUUCCUGCUGCGCUACGUCAAACAGCUGAAAGGAGACAAAAACAAAGUCUGCAAAGUCCUCCAAAUGGCGUGGACCUUCGUCAAUGACAGCCUGUGCACCAUGCUGUCCCUGCAGUGGGAGCCGGAGAUCAUCGCCGUGGCCGUCAUGUACUUAGCAGGCCGACUCUGUAAGUUUGACAUCCAGGAGUGGACCUCCAAGCAGUCGUCUCGCCGCUGGUGGGAGCAGUUUGUGCAGGACGUCCCGGUUGAGCUGCUUGAAGACAUCUGCCACCAGAUCCUGGACCUUUAUUCUCAAGGGAACAAGCCCAUUCCCCAGCAGGUCCAGGAGAAGGAGAAGACGGCCGCCGUCACGCCCAUCGCUUCACCGGUGCUCCCAGUGUCUAACCCGCCUCCACCGCCGCCAAAAAAGACGUCGCCACAGGGUGGCAGUCCUGCACGGCAGCUGAAGCGCUCCCAUACUUCCCCUAAAGAUGAACCAAAGGCUCCAGAACAAACCGGAUCAAAAAUCCCCCGACUGGAGAGUCCCAUGCCGCCGUUACCCGCCGUUCAACCACCAGUCCAGAGCCUGCAGUCCAUGAUGAAGACCGAAGGCCCCUCCUACGCCCCCAUGCCCCCCGGCUACGCCCCUCCGAUCCCGCCGUACCACCCGCACGUCUAUCCGCCGCCCGCGGCUCCGCCUCCAGGGCCCCCGCCUCCUCCGUCCACGUACCCGCCUCCCAGCAUGGCGCCAAACUACCCACCGCCGGGCUACAACAACUACCCUCCGCCGCCCCCGCGCAUGCCGCCGGGACAUGUGCCCCCCGGGAUCGGCAUGCCGCCUGCUGGAUACCCCCCACCGCCACCCGUGCCCCCAGGACAGUCGCAAGUGCCCCUGCCGCCCCCGCCCGGCAUGCCUCUGAACCGCGGAGGGUGGAUGAGAUGAGGACGUUUCUGUGACGGACGACAGUUGAAUUCUGGGAGUUCUGCAGGUGGAGGCGGUUCACACCUGAGCGGAGGAGGGAGCGAGACGACGGACGGUCGGUAGAAGUCUUUAUAAUGUAGAGGAGGGCGGUAACGGCACAUUUCCUGGAUCCUAAAACAACCGUUUUCUUUUGAAUUCCUUGUGACUCUUUUAGCAUCUUUUUUUUUCUGUGAAAAUCACUGUAAAAAUAGAGGAAUGUGCAGUUUUAUUCAUCAAAAUGUUUCUUUUCAUUUUAUAUAGCAACACUGGCUUCAAAAAUAUUUGUGCUGCAGUUAGACGCUUUUUUGUUUUAACUACUGUUUUGUUUCCCUUUUUUUAAACUUAAUUGAAAACGAGCUUCAUGCAGUAUUAAAUGAAAACCUCACAGCAGAAAAAAACA